CCCGCCAGGUGCGCCCCGCCCCUCUCCCUGACCGGCCACCUUCGAUAGCUGCUCGGAGGCGGCCGCCAUUGGCUCUACCGCCCACCGAGUGUUUGGAAGUGUGGUGGGGUUCUGAGCCGGGGGAGAGUCGCUGAGUGUCGCCGGGGGUAAGGCGAGUGAGGGGCGGACAGAAGCAUCGUGGGCGUAGGAGGCAGAGUGUCCGCACACCGAAGGUCCGACGAGUAGGGGCCUUCCCGGGCACUUCGGCAGGAGCGCCGGCGAAGCACCUCGCAGACCCUCUGGGAGCGCCCGCACCUGGACACGAGGCUCUCCAGCGCGCGUGCGCGGCAAGGGUCUUCCCGCACCUGAUCGCGAGACCCUAACGGCCGGCGGCUCGAGGCUUCGCGUGCGCUGCCGGGUGGAGCCCGUCAUGGCGCAGCUGUGUGGGUCGAGGCGUUGCGGGGCGCUCCUCGCCCUGCUGGCCUCGCUGCUGCUCUUCCGGGCUGAGGCGGCCGAGGGAGAACGUGGCGUCCACGACUUCUGUCGAGUUCCGAAGACAGAGGGAAGAUGCCAAGCCUCCUCCCCUAGAUGGUGGUACAAUGUCACUGAUGGAUCUUGCCAGCAGUUUGUGUAUGGUGGCUGUGAAGGGAAUAAAAAUAACUACAUGACCAAGGAGGAGUGUCUUGAGAAAUGUGCUGGUGUCACAGAGAACACCAUUGAUGAUCUGGCCACCAGCAGGAAUGGAGCAGAUUUCUCUGUCCCACGUGUUUCCAGAAAACAGGAUUCUGAUGACCUCUCCAGUGAUAUUUUCGACUACGAAGAAUACUGCACUGCCAAAGCAGUCACUGGGCCUUGCCGCGCGUCCUUCCCACGCUGGUACUUCAAUGCAGAGAAGAACUCUUGUGACAACUUCAUCUACGGAGGGUGCCGGGGCAAUAAAAACAGCUAUCUCUCUAAGGAGGAGUGCAUGCACCACUGCUUUGGCAAGCAGUUGUAUCCUGUUCUACCCCGUGGCACUAAAGUGGUGGUCCUGGCGGGGCUCUUCGUGAUGGUCCUGAUCGUCUUGCUGGGCGCCUCCGUGGUCUGCCUGAUGCGGGUGGCCCGGAGGAACCAGGAGCGCACGCUCAGCACCGUCUGGAGCUCUGGGGACGACAAGGAGCACCUGGUGAAGAACACCUACGUCCUGUGAAGGCCCUGCGAGCCAGAGGCCGCCCUUCCUCAGGCUUCCCUGCGGAUGACAAGCACCUGGGAUGGGAGGGGAGACCAGUGUAGCAUGUGUGUGUGCUUUUUAAAGUAGAGUGAUUGGUUUGUAUUUGUGCGAUCAUUAGGGCUUCGGGUCUGUUUGUUACUCCAGAAGGUAAGAGGGCUGCUUCCUGCUCUCCUGGCUGGGUUUGUGUUGGGAACUCUCUUGGAGGAGGGCUCUGCCUCACACUGCAGGUGGUCUGGCGCCAGAUCAGAGUUGGCUGCUCUUCAGUUUAGUUCUUUGCUCCAGGUCUUAGUUUUCUUGGCUUACAUUCAAUAAUCCUGUAGUGUCCUUUCCCAUCACAAAAGUAAUGUCUUAAUAGUUUCCUUUAUUUGUGUGUUUUUGUUUUUUGUUUUGUUUUUUUAGUAAGCAGAAACAAGCCUUUUUUUAUUAGGAUUCUGAAAGGAAGAGAAGAAAAUGUACAAGUUUAAUAAAAAGGGCCUUUUAAAAUAAA
Molecule: messenger RNA, 1676 nt
Organism: Mirounga angustirostris (Northern elephant seal)
Lineage: Eukaryota; Metazoa; Chordata; Mammalia; Carnivora; Phocidae
Gene: SPINT2
Product: serine peptidase inhibitor, Kunitz type 2
Exons: 7
Coding region: 410-1168 (252 amino acids)
Molecular function (GO): serine-type endopeptidase inhibitor activity
Source: RefSeq, a predicted model, not a curated record